This is a messenger RNA of Cinara cedri, 3115 nucleotides long. The record is from the annotation of a GenBank genome assembly. NCBI's taxonomy places the organism in Eukaryota, Metazoa, Arthropoda, Insecta, Hemiptera, Aphididae.
AUGGAAAUAAAGGUAAAAUUAAUAAAAAUUUGACACGAGUAACACCGGGCGCAGGACACUUAGUAUAAUAUAUAUAUAUAAAUUAUUACUAAAGAAAUUUCAGUGCCGCAAUCGCGGUAUGAACUAAAGUAAAUGUAUAUAAAUUUAAUAUCUAUUAGAUAUAAAAGCUAAUAAGCUAUUGACAUUUUAACAAUAACAAUAGCCAAUAGAUAAUCAACGGUUAGAUAUAAUACAGUUUGAUACAGUGAUAAUAAUUUAAAAGAGCUAGUGUAAUCCCUGCAAAAACGACAACGAAAACGAGUUGUUUUAACAUAAGCUACAGUGGAAUGGAGUCAUAAGUAGGUGUAGGGAGAGUUACCCAUUUCCGCCAAAAAAGUACUUUUCCCUUUUCCACCAAAUUAAAAAAAUGAAUCUUAUAUUUAAAUAUUAAUGGACCAUUGUAUCAUAAAUUAUUAUUGUAUUAUAAAACAAAUGUAUAACAAUAAUAAUAAUAAUACAAAUAAGCUUAAACUUUUACAAUAAUAAAAACAGUGAUUAUAUUUUUGAUAUUUUUUGUGUAAAUAAUUGUGGUAAGACAAUCAUUAUGAGUAUUAACAACUAUUUUUACCUUGUAUUCAACAAAUAGUAAACAAUUUUUGUCAUACACAAAUAGAAAAACUUAAUAUUUUUUAAUUAAUUUUUUUAUAUAAUUAAUAAUUUUAAUAUAUACAAUACUGUCCAUUAAUAUUCAAAUAUUAAACUAAUUUUUUUCAUUUGGCAAAAACAAGAAUCAGCGGAAAAGGGAAAGGUACGUUUUUGGUGGAACCCGGCCACAUCUGUACUAUGGGGAAUUAUCCGUUUCCGCCAAAAAUAUACCUUUCCCCUUUCCGCCGAUACUCAUUUCCGCCAAAUCACAAAAUUGGUCGAUUCCCUUUUCCGCCAAAUGAAAAAAUUGAGUGCAAUAUUUGAAUAUUAAUGGACGAUUUUAUUCUAAACUUUUAUUAUUAUAUUAUAAAAUAAAUUUUAAAAGAUUCACAAAAAAUAUUGUAAAAAUAUUUUUAAAAAAUUGUUACAGGGAUGAUUAAAUUAAAUUAAAUUAAAAAUAUAAAUGAUAUAAUAUAAAUUCUUAUUUACAAUAAUUUUAAAAUAUUUUUUACAAAGUCGUAUCUGAAAAUUUAAAAGAAUAAACGUAAAUACAAAUUAAUUGAUAUUGAAUUAAAUUAAAUUUUAAUCUAGUUUUUUGUCUAAUUAUUUGUCUAAUUAAAUAUUAUUUUUAUUAAUUGUAAUGUAUAUACAAUGUAUAACUUGUCCAUUAAUAUUCAAAUAUUACACUAAAUUUUUUCAUUUUGCGGAAAAGGGAAAGGUACGAUUUUGGCAGAAACCUGUCUUGUCUGAACUAGGUACUUCAAGCAACGUGCGUCACAUAUAAAUAUUAACAAGAAUUGUCGGCAAAAUAGGAAUCGGUGAGGUGCGAAUGAACAUAUAGACACAGUAUUUUUGGUGGCGACUUUUUUAUUUGCUUAUCUGCCUGUCUAAGGAUCUGCCAUGAUCAAUGUAGAAUCCAGACAAUUUUUCUAGGGGCAACCAAUUGUGACAACCCUUUACCAAGGUGGAUUAAUAUAAAAAUUAAUACACCUUUCCCCAUAUGAAUUGGACAAUGUAUAACGUCGAUCUAUAUAUAACUUUAAUUGAUUAUUUGUUAUUAAUAUUACAUUUUAAAAUAAUUUAAUAAAACACCUUAUGCACUUAUAUGUUAUUUUUAGUAUCUUUUGUCACUUGCAUUAUUAUGGCAAAAAACAUUUUCUCAAAAUGUCUAUGUACCAAUAGAAGAGAAUGAGGUAAGUAUUAGCAAUUUUUGCAUAACUUCACAAUAAUGUACCUACAGUUAUAUUAAAUACAUAAUAAUGUUAUAAUAAAGAAAAUAUUUAUUCACUGUGGUCUUGUCUGUAUGAUAGUUAGCAUAUGAGUUCCAGUACAAUGUCAACGAUCUUACAUCUGGUGUCAUAUCACAUAGAUGGGAAUCUAGGUAUGGCGACUACGUAAGAGGAUCAUACAGCUUUCUGGAACCUAAUGGUAUGAUUAGAAAUGUAUACUAUGAAGUAGAUGGAAGUCAUGGUUAUAGAGCAAUAACAAAAUUAGUAAAACUACCACAACUUUCAAGGUAGGUACCUACUUAUUUUAAUAAAUUUGAUUGAAAAUUAAUUAAAUUAUUUUGAGUCAUAUAAAUUAUCAAAAUUGUUUCUAAAUAACCACCUAUGCAUGUAGUUACUACUCGUCUCUGUUAAAUAUUACCUACUUAUUUGUUAUAAGUUGUAUUAAAAUGUUUUAUCUAAUAAACCCAUUUUAUUAAUUAUUUUAAUAAUUUCAGUUAGGUAAUAAAUAUAAUAUUUUUACUUAAUAUAUUAUCUACUAUCUAAGUGUAUUAGUUUUAAAAUAAUAAAGAAACAGUUGAGUAGAUAUUAAAUAAUGUUGAGAUUACUUACUUACCUGUAUAAGACAAUACACAAAAUAUUUAAUUUAAUAUGAUAUAUGCAUAUGCCAAAAUGUUAUAGCCGUUAUAGAUGAUUCUACAAUUAAUUUAAAUAAUUACCUAUAUUUUAAUAUUUUAUCUUCAUGAUGGAAUAAUAUUAUAAUUUAGAUAGUGAACAAGUUUAUUUAAUUAUGUUAAGUAAUACCUAUAUGGCUAUAUCAUACCUACUAUUUCAUAUAUAUAAGUAAACGAAAUAUUAAAAAAUGUACAAUAUUUUUUAUACCUACAUUGUAUUUAGUAUUACCUACUAAUUAUUUUAAGUGCAUAAUAAAUAUAAAUAAUCAAUAUCUAUAAAUAGAUAUUGAUCGAGAAUUAAGCUGUAAGAUAAGUGAUGAACUAAUCAAAUAAUUUUUAAACUGUCAUUAUGAUCAUACAGUAAAAUGAUAAUACCUACAAUAAAAUCGGGUUUUUUUUUUCAGUGCCUAGAUGUACAAUAUUCACAAGGCUCACAAGAAAAAAAAAUCAAUAUUUAUAUAUUAGUAUAUUUAUUAGAUCAAUUACAUUUUGUAAUACACUUGUUUAAAAUAGCAUAAAUCCUUUAACAUCAAAUUAUAAUAAAUUAAAAUAAAAUAUAAUGUUUCGUAUUUUAUUGUAUUUGGCUGUAGG